Molecule: messenger RNA, 525 nt
Organism: Rubroshorea leprosula
Lineage: Eukaryota; Viridiplantae; Streptophyta; Magnoliopsida; Malvales; Dipterocarpaceae
Source: the annotation of a GenBank genome assembly
GGUUAAAUUUAUUAGCUGAAGUAUUAUUUGCUGACAUGAAAAGGUGAAUUUGAUUGUAAUGAAGCAGAUGACAGAAGGGGUGAAGAAUCUAUUGUGUAAAGCACAAGGAAACCAGCCUCUUAACAAAUUUUAACAAUUUACUCAAGCAUUCUCAUUCACUUCUUCGAUGAGGAAGAUAAAGAAGGAGAUUGUGGCAGAUAAUCACAUUCCUGAUCCUUGUUUAACUUUCUGUUCCCUUGAAGAUGACAGAAUUUCAGGUCUAGUGGUCUACGGUUGCUUCAGGAAGAGCAGAAGACAACAGGCAUGACCAAGGAACCCGAAGAAUGAAGAUUAUGCAUAUUGUUCAAGAGGACUCUUGUUUCUUCAUGUGAUGCAUUCUGUGUUGCAGAAAGCAAAAACUCGAGACGCUUUUGUUGAUUCACUAACUGCAGAGUUGUUCAUCUGUAAAUUCAUCUAAUUCAUUGAUUAUUUUCUCUAGACAAUUCUUUUCUAUAAGAAGUUUCUUAUUAAAGAGUUCUUCUUUUA